Lathyrus oleraceus (garden pea) is the source of this 606-nucleotide messenger RNA. Its product is annotated as secreted RxLR effector protein 161-like. The transcript has a single exon. Bases 1 to 606 code for a protein of 201 amino acids. NCBI's taxonomy places the organism in Eukaryota, Viridiplantae, Streptophyta, Magnoliopsida, Fabales, Fabaceae. The record is from RefSeq and is a predicted model, not a curated record.
AUGGAGCAUUGUAAUGCUUCCAUUACUCCAGCUGAACCAAGACUGCAGUUGUCUAAGAAUGAGGAUGAGCAAGAUGUUGAUUUAAUUCAAUAUAGGAGGUUGAUUGGAUCCUUGCGUUAUUUAUGCAAUACACGACCAAACUUGGCGUUUAGUGUCGGUAUUAUGAGUAAAUUCAUGGGGAGGCCGAAGGUGUAUCACUUGGAAGCAUUCAAGAGGAUCCCAAGAUAUGUCAAAGGUUUUGUUGACUGCAGAAUUCUCUUUCUUAUAGAGGAUAUGGGCAGAAAAUGCAACUUUAUCAGUUUUAUCGGUUCCAAUUCAUACAAAUACAAAGAUGAUCGGAAGUCUACAACUGGAUACAUCUUUAUGUUCGGUGGAACACCAAUCUCAUGGUGUUCUAAGAAGGAACCGGUAGUUGCACUCUCAUCUUGUGAGGUCGAGUAUAUUGUCACUUCGUUAUGUCUCUGUCAAGCCGCGUGGCUUACGAAUCCAUUGAAAGAGUUGGGCAGCAGUGAGGAUGAGGCCGUUAAACUCCUGGUUGACAACGUUUCCGUGAUUAAUCUUGCUAAGAACCCAAUUACACAUGGAGGAGCAAACAUAUUGAGAUGA